AGCUGAGCCCGCCGCGCGGGAGCGUGGGGAGCGUGGGGAGCGUGUUUGGCUAGCCGAUUCUUCGCAGCCGUGCUGUGCCUGCUGAGGAGCCGCCAUGAGUAAGGCCCACCCUCCCGAGCUGAAGAAAUUUAUGGACAAAAAGUUAUCAUUGAAGUUAAAUGGUGGCAGACAUGUCCAAGGAAUACUGCGGGGCUUUGAUCCCUUUAUGAAUCUUGUGAUCGAUGAAUGUGUGGAGAUGGCAACUAGUGGGCAGCAGAAUAACAUUGGAAUGGUGGUCAUACGAGGAAACAGUAUCAUCAUGUUAGAAGCCUUGGAACGAGUUUAAACAAUGGCUGUUCAGCAGAGCAGUCCAUGUUCCCUCUCCAAAGGGCCUGUUUUACUAUGACGUAAAAUCUGGUCGUGUACAUUUUCAUAUGGAAGUUUUUGCUAAAUAAACUUUUGUAGUACUCAAA
This is a messenger RNA of Nannospalax galili (Upper Galilee mountains blind mole rat), 452 nucleotides long. It is a transcript of the gene Snrpg, whose product is annotated as small nuclear ribonucleoprotein polypeptide G. NCBI's taxonomy places the organism in Eukaryota, Metazoa, Chordata, Mammalia, Rodentia, Spalacidae. The coding region runs from base 95 to 325 and encodes 76 amino acids. The record is from RefSeq and is a predicted model, not a curated record. Gene Ontology annotation, molecular function: RNA binding. Gene Ontology annotation, cellular component: catalytic step 2 spliceosome; U1 snRNP; U2-type prespliceosome. The transcript has 4 exons. Gene Ontology annotation, biological process: mRNA splicing, via spliceosome; spliceosomal snRNP assembly.